AAACGAUAUUUAUCAUUUCCCGCGGUAGUGCAGCGCGUGCGCAUAGACUCGUUAGAAAAUACUCAAUCUAUACAACUAUAGUUAUCUAGAAUGGGAGGUAAUUAUUCAGCAAUGGACCCGAUGGACGUCCCUGUGCCAGACAUCGAAAAAUUAUUUAAUCGCGAUGGUUAUUUAAAGCCAUAUGAAAGAGAGAUACGCCGCCGAUAUGCCUGCUUUAGAGAUAUUUGGGAGAAGAUGGAGUCGUGGGAGGGAGGAAUUGAAGGUUUCACAACGGCAUAUAAGUUUUAUGGACCUCAGUUUGGUUCCGAUGGAUCUGUAACCUGGAGAGAAUGGGCCCCUGGUGCACAUUCCAUACAUCUUCAAGGGGACUUCAAUGGCUGGAAUCCAAAGAGUCAUCCAUUCAAGAAACUAGAAUUUGGUAAAUGGGAACUUUAUAUUCCACCAAAUAGUGAUGGUUCCUGUCCUCUUAAACAUCAAACUAGGGUACAGAUAAUUGUUAAUGAUCAUUUGUACAGAGUGUCUCCAUGGGCUAGCUAUGUAAAACCCCAUGAAGGCUUUACAUAUCAACAAUUCAUUUACAAACCAGAUAAUCCCUACAAAUUCAAAAACCCAAAAGUGGACAGGCCAAAAUCACUGCGUAUCUAUGAAUGCCAUGUAGGCAUUGCCACUACAGAGGGACGAGUUGGAACAUAUACAGAGUUCAAAGACAAUGUGCUACCGAGAAUAAAAAAUUUAGGAUACAAUGCAAUUCAAUUGAUGGCUAUAAUGGAGCAUGCAUAUUAUGCGUCCUUUGGAUAUCAAAUAACUAGCUUCUUUGCUGCUAGCAGUCGCUAUGGAACCCCAUGUGAGCUGAAGGAGCUUAUAGAUAAGGCCCACGAGAUGGGUAUAUAUGUUUUAUUAGAUAUUGUUCACUCGCACGCCUCUAAGAACACACUUGAUGGACUCAAUGAGUUUGACGGGACCACAUCAUGUUUCUUCCAUGAUGGACCGAGAGGAACACACGCACUGUGGGACAGUCGAUUGUUCAAUUAUUCUGAAAUUGAGGUGCUACGAUUUUUACUUUCCAAUCUGCGAUGGUAUCAACAGGAGUAUCAGUUUGAUGGCUUUAGAUUCGAUGGGGUAACUUCAAUGUUAUACCACAGCCGUGGUAUCGGUGAGGGCUUCUCUGGUCACUACGACGAGUACUACGGCCUCAAUGUUGACACAGAAGCUCUAGUUUAUCUUAUGUUGGCCAACGAAAUAGUACACAACGCGGAUAAUAGGGCUAUUACAAUCGCUGAGGAUGUAUCGGGCAUGCCGGCAACAGGCCGUCCUGUGAAGGAAGGUGGUACUGGUUUUGAUUACAGGCUGGGAAUGGCUAUCCCAGACAUGUGGAUUAAGUUGCUCAAAGAGGAGAAGGAUGAAGACUGGAAGAUGGGCCAUAUUGUUCAUACUCUCACCAAUAGACGCUGGAUGGAGGGCACCGUGGCAUAUGCAGAAAGUCACGAUCAGGCGCUGGUGGGUGACAAAACGAUCGCGUUCUGGCUAAUGGACAAGGAGAUGUACACGCACAUGAGCACGCUGAGCGAGCCCAGCCCAGUGGUAGAGCGCGGCUUGGCGCUACACUGUAUGAUACGACUCAUCACACAUGCGCUCGGCGGAGAAGCUUACCUCAAUUUUAUUGGUAACGAAUUUGGUCACCCUGAAUGGUUAGACUUCCCCCGGGCUGGUAACAACUCAUCGUAUCAUUACGCACGUCGCCAAUGGAAUCUGGUGGACGAUGAUCUGCUCAAAUACAAGUUCCUGAACCAGUUCGACAAGGACAUGCACGCCUUGGAAGAGAAGUACGGCUGGCUGCGAUCUGAUCCAGGCUAUGUAUCGUGCAAACAUGAAGGGGAUAAAGUGAUAGCGUUCGAACGUGCUGGACUGUUGUUCGUGUUCAACUUCCACCCAUAUCAGAGCUUCACGGAUUACAGAGUUGGUGUGAACGUUCCUGGAAAAUACCAGGCGGUAUUAUGCUCGGACAGUAAAAAGUAUGGUGGAUUUGGUCGCGUCGAGCCAGAUGGAGAGUUCCAUUUCACUAUGAAUACUCCUUGGGGCAAUAGAAAUGAUUCUGUACAGGUAUAUAUUCCAUGCCGCACAGCAAUUGUCUAUGCUAAGUGUGAUUAAUAGAUAAUGUCUAUAUAAAAGUAAAUGAGUUGAAAAUAUUUUACUGGAAAAAUUUCCUGAAUACAGUGUAGUGUCAUGGCCAUAUUAUUGUUAUAAGAAUAGUAUAUGCUUAAAUAUCUUAUUCAUAAAAUUUUCAACGCAAUAUAUUGCCAUUUAUUGUAUUGUGUUCCAAUAUUUAUUUUAAACUUUAUCAGCCAUUAUCAUAGUUUUCUACAUUAAUUGUUAUACUUAUUAAAAUAAAAAUUCAAAGAUCUAGAAAACAUAAUAUUUAUUAUUCUUAUAAUAAAAAGUGCUUGCAUCGGUUGCUAUAAAUAUUUUUAAAUGUACGCAAAAUGUGUUGUUUGUAAGAGAAGUACAUAAAUUUAAAGAAAGUUUAUUUUAUAAUAUACAGUGGCGUAACUUUGGGAAAGCUGUUGGGAUUAUGGCUCCGGGCUGCAUAAGAAAGGGGAAUUAUAAGUUAAGAACAAAUAAAAAUACAACUUAGUUAUUUCUAAUAGCGCGCCUGUAUUUGACUCAUAGACUACAGACUAGUAACAGACGGAUGGACACAGGAAGUCUUAGUAGGUCCCAUUAUAUCGUUUGGAUAAAAGUAUCCGUAACUCCAGUCAGCCCCGAGCAGCGAUAAAUCGCGCUAUGCCACUGUAAUGAUAUUAAAAUGCAAUGCAUACAGAAAAUUAUAACAGUUGUUUAUAAUUUUUGAAAUAAAAGACUUUGUUGAUUAGUACAAAUAUAUUUUAUUAUAUAAGUAAAUAAAGCAUGUUAAAUUA
Molecule: messenger RNA, 2915 nt
Organism: Zerene cesonia (dogface butterfly)
Lineage: Eukaryota; Metazoa; Arthropoda; Insecta; Lepidoptera; Pieridae
Gene: AGBE
Product: 1,4-alpha-glucan-branching enzyme
Exons: 14
Coding region: 91-2148 (685 amino acids)
Biological process (GO): glycogen biosynthetic process
Cellular component (GO): cytoplasm
Molecular function (GO): cation binding; hydrolase activity, hydrolyzing O-glycosyl compounds; 1,4-alpha-glucan branching enzyme activity
Source: RefSeq, a predicted model, not a curated record